Racocetra persica is the source of this 251-nucleotide messenger RNA. Lineage: Eukaryota; Fungi; Glomeromycota; Glomeromycetes; Diversisporales; Gigasporaceae. The record is from the annotation of a GenBank genome assembly.
GUGGAGAGAUAGUGAUCACAGAAAAUUCUAGGUUGCAAAUAAGAAUUUAUGAAUUAGAACAAAGAAUAUGCGCUUUAAAUGCUGAUAAAGAUGAAUUGAGAAGUAGAAAUGAGGAACUUGUAACUAAGAGAAAUCAAUUUGAAGCAGAUAAUAUUCAGAUUCAUGCAGCAAAUGAAAAUUUGACACGAUUAAACAAUGCAUUAAAAAUUGUUUUGAGAGAUGCUGAAGAUGAAAGAGACCAUUAUAGAGCU